AUGACGGAUCACAAUAGAAUGUGCGAGCCAACUCUGCCUACAAUCUCCCCAACUUGUUCACUGACCGUAUACCUGCAGCAACAGUAUCCAGAUUACUUUCAAGAUGUGUUCGGAAUACCAGCAUCAUUUGUGUCCGAAAACACACCUUCCAUUGACCUGCUCACUGGACAGUCUGAGGCUGCAGAUUGCUGUCCCAAGCCUGCUGACCAGUGCCACGUCACAGGGAUGUGUUCGAGUACCCAGGGAUCUGGUGUUGCUGAAAACACGAAUGCAAACUCCUUGUGCUGUGGUCAGCAAGUUCCCAUGUUGAGUGCAACCGCUCCACAACAGAAGUCUCUGAAAGUAAAUGUGUGUAGGAAAGGUCAUGGAAACGUGUCCAAAGAGACCUCUAGAACUAGACACCCUUUGCUUACCUGUGUCACCGAGGCUGCUGUCGCUGAUCUCUGUAGCAAAAUGGAACUGUGGCUAGGGAAGUUGAAGACUGACAUACAGGUAGGUAGAUUUACAGGUAGGUGCAUGUACAGAUAG
This is a messenger RNA of Candidula unifasciata, 528 nucleotides long. Lineage: Eukaryota; Metazoa; Mollusca; Gastropoda; Stylommatophora; Geomitridae. The record is from the annotation of a GenBank genome assembly.